UCGCCGCCGUCUUUGCCGCUAGCCUGUCUCACCUCGCGGCCGGCAGCCUUGCGCGACGCGCCGCGCUCUUUUACAUUCAAAAUUAUUCUCAAUCAUUGCAAAAACUCUCUGUGCAAUAAAAAUAUCUCUUAACUCGCUCCGGCCGCACUUAUUCUGAAAGCAGAGAGACUCUUUGAAACUUUUUUAAACAAAUCACUCACCUUUGAAAGUUUGAAUGCACUCCUCGUUGCAUGUCGCGCGCGUCGUUAUGAGAACCCCGUACUGGCGGUCACGUUGACGUCGCGCGGUGCCGCCAUAUCUGUCUCGGCCACCAACUAGCAAAAUUAAUAGGCUCAAAAAUUCGUUUCACAUCACUAGAAGGAUGCGAUGACCUGAGCAUUCGCUUUUUAAAAAUCCGCUUUUACCCGGAUGGAAUGAGGAGUGCAGAAUCCUAUUGUUUCACAGUUUCUUAUGUUUGAACAUCAUUUGUUUUUUUGUUUUUCGGACUAGAGAGUUGUCAUUUCUUCCAAAAUUACAAAAAAUUGUAAAAUAAGAAUGGCGGAGGGCAAUGGAGAAAUAUCCAUUGAAGAGGUUCCCGGCAAGGACUCUGACACUGGCCGAACUCCGGAUUACCGCAAACUCAUAGAAUAUGGCUUGGACCCAAAGGUAGCAACCAAGCUCGACGAUAUUUAUAAGACUGGAAAGCUAGCGCACGCAGAGUUGGACGAGCGUGCGCUGGACGCCUUAAAAGAAUUUCCAUCCGACGGUGCUUUAAGUGUUCUUGGACAAUUUUUAGAUUCAAAUCUCGAGCAUGUAUCUAAUAAAAGUGCUUAUUUAUGUGGAGUCAUGAAGACCUAUAGACAGAAAAGCAGAGCGGGGGUGCAAGGCGCGCCCGCCCUGACGACCACUGUCCAGGCCAAGGGGCCCGACGAGGACAAGAUCAAACAGAUCCUCGCGCGGACCGGGUACACGUUAGACGUCACCACAGGUCAGCGCAAAUACGGGGGUCCGCCGCCCGGUUGGGAGGGCGGUACGCCCGGCGCCGGCUGCGAGGUGUUCUGCGGCAAGAUCCCCAAGGACAUGUACGAGGACGAGCUCAUCCCGCUGUUCGAGCGCUGCGGCAGCAUCUGGGACCUGCGCCUCAUGAUGGACCCCAUGACGGGCACCAACCGCGGCUACGCCUUCGUGACCUUCACGUCGCGCGACGCCACGCACCGCGCCGUGCAAGAGCUGAAUGAUUAUGAAAUUCGAAAGGGGAAAAAGAUUGGCGUUACGGUUUCCUUUAACAAUCAUCGUUUAUUCGUGGGGAAUAUCCCUAAGAAUCGAGAUCGGGACGAUUUGUUUGAGGAGCUUACUAGGCACGCACCCGGACUCGUAGAAGUUAUUAUAUAUAGUUCGCCCGAUGACAAGAAGAAAAAUAGAGGAUUUUGUUUUUUGGAAUACGAGUCUCACAAAGCGGCGUCCUUAGCUAAACGCAGACUGGGAACUGGUAGAAUAAAGGACGACUUUGUGCAGGUAUGGGGCUGUGAUAUAAUAGUGGACUGGGCCGACCCGCAAGAGGAACCCGACGAGCAAACUAUGAGUAAAGUGAAGGUGUUAUAUGUUCGAAACCUGACUCACGACAUCACAGAGGAGGCGCUGAAGGCGGCCUUCGAACACUACGGCGCCGUUGAACGAGUUAAGAAGAUUAAGGAUUACGCUUUCGUCCAUUUUGAAGACCGAGACUGUGCAGUAAAGGCGAUGCAAGAAAUCGACGGCAAGGAUAUGGGAGGCGCUCGACUGGAGGUGUCGCUGGCGAAACCACCGUCGGACAAGAAGAAGAAGGAGGAGAUACUGCGGGCGCGCGAGCGCCGCAUGACGCAGAUGAUAUACGGGCGCGGCGGAUUUGAUUGGUGCAGCUGCUCGCCGGUGCACGGCGCGAUGCGCGGCCGCACGCCGCAGCCGCAGCCGCGUCCGCCGCAGGCGCGCGGCGACUACGAUUAUGAUUACGACUAUUACGGGUACGGGGAUUACCGAGGUGGCUACAAUGAGCCAUUUUACCGGUACGAUGAGUUCUAUUUUGAUUACGCGGGGCCACCGCAACCGUCCGCCGUCCGCCAGCCUCCCAACAGAGCGCAACCGGGAGCUGGGUCAUGUGGGACGGGCGCGCGAUGGGCGCGGCGAGGGGCCGCGGCUGGGGCCCGUGGUGGUGCGCGUCGCGCCGCUCGUGGCCGCCGCACGCCCAGCGCCAUGCGUGGCAACCCGCGCGCCAAGCCAAGUUUACCAGGUAAACGCAAACUCGACGGGGGUCAGCAGAUCGCUGGGGGGGAGCGCGAGAGCAAGCGGCGGGCGGGCGCGGCGGCGGCGCGCGGCUGGGUCAGCUAGUGGGCUAGUGCCAGCGCGCGCGGCCCCCGCGGAGAGCCCCUGUCCCGGAGACACUACAAGCUGCGCAGGGGAGCACUCGACGCGCCGCCGCGGGACGCUCGGUCUCGGGUUACGUUUACGCCGGUCCCCUGUCCUAGGACUCCUAGCGGGAGGAUCGUUCCACUUUUUUUUUUCUAUAUAUGUGUUUUUUUUUUAUUUGAUUUUCACGUUUUCGAUUUUGUAUCGCGACGAUUCCGUAAAAAUCUAAAAGUAGGACGUUAUGAAAUGUUUCGAAUGUAAGUUUCCCGUUAUGCUUAUGUUUUUCUUUGGUAUAGCCGUACGUAUUUAAUAUAUCUUUAUUGUGAGGCGCGCGGCCGCGUUGCCUGUUGCGCCGCGCGCGGGGUCAACGACCCGUCGACUGUCUGUUUUUUUUUUUAAUACAUGUUAUUCAAUAUAUUUUAUUCCUGCGAACGCAUUUUGCGAUGUGAUGUGUAUUUUAGCAGUAAUUAUUAUAUUAUAAGGAGUUUGACUGUUGUUUUUUGACAUACUUACAACGUAGGCUACUCUGAUGAAGUUAACUCGAUGAUGAAAUGAUGAACCGAUGAAAUGUAAUGAUGAAACGCGACGACUCUACCGAUUACGGCUAAAAUAGUAACAACUGUAAUAUCGAUAACAUUUCCCAACUGUGUUCCUGCUUUAGUUUUUUGCUUUAUUUUUAUUACAUAUUUCCCUUUAAAGUACAUUAGUGUGAGGAAGUAGUAUUGUAAAGUUCAGGAUAUCUGCAAUGUUUAUUAUUAUCGCUGUACUACUAAACUUUUUUGUAUUUCGACCACAUAGCAUGUCCGUACUGUUAGAACUCUGUAUCAAUCUUGUAUCAGUUUAAUAUGUGGAAUAAAUUUGCAAAACUGUGUUUGCCUUAUUA
Bicyclus anynana (squinting bush brown) is the source of this 3244-nucleotide messenger RNA. RefSeq names its product heterogeneous nuclear ribonucleoprotein R. Gene Ontology annotation, molecular function: mRNA binding. NCBI's taxonomy places the organism in Eukaryota, Metazoa, Arthropoda, Insecta, Lepidoptera, Nymphalidae. Gene Ontology annotation, cellular component: ribonucleoprotein complex; nucleus. The transcript has 15 exons. The coding region runs from base 535 to 2343 and encodes 602 amino acids. The record is from RefSeq and is a predicted model, not a curated record.